AAUCACAUGCGAAAGAGGGAAACUGCACAUGGGCAUACGCACAACCAGAGGUCAAAAUGUUUUUUUCCCCAAAUUUUUUUCCCUCGUGACAGAGGUGUGUGUUAGUAACCCGGAAGGGGGUCAACUUUAACCACGUUUUACGCGAUACAAAAACAAAUCUUUAGAUCUACUUACAACUGUAGAAGCAACUCACUCCGAAGGGUCGAACUUCAUAUUGGUUUUUAGCGCACCAACAUUUUCCUUGAGUUGCUUAUCGAACAGAAAAAGAAAAAUAGUCUACCAUUUUACUUGGGUUUCAAGUUUGUAUCAUUUGUGGAUAGACCCAUCUUGCCAAUCGCAGCAUCUCUCCACAGAAACCAUUCAAAAAUUAAAAACCCUAUAGAUUUGCAGUCAAGUGUGAGACUGUUUUGGGUUUUAGAUUUGGUGUCAAGAUCUGGGUUUUGGAUUUUAGUCUCCAAAAAUGGCGGAAGAGAAGGAAUCCACGUCAGUUCCGUUGAGUCAGAGCGUGGCCGAUGCAGAAGAUCCGGUCAAGUCUCCCCCAAACUCGCCCAAUUCUUCCACUCGCAAGGCUUGCUGUUAUGUCCUUCAAAGUUGGGUUUCAAAGAAAUUCAUGACCGGAUGUAUCGUUCUCUUCCCUGUUGCAGUUACAUUUUUCGUGACCUGGUGGUUUGUUGAGUUUGUUGAUGGCUUCUUCAGUCCAUUAUAUGAGCAGCUAGGAAUUGACAUAUUCGGACUUGGAUUUGUCACAUCUUUACUCUUUGUCUUCUUUGUUGGUGUUUUCGUCUCAUCGUGGAUUGGAGGAACCGUUUUCUGGAUUGGAGAAUGGAUUAUAAAACGAAUGCCCUUUGUUAGGCAUAUAUAUUCUGCUUCCAAACAAAUUAGUGCCGCAAUUUCUCCAGACCAAAAUACAACUGCAUUCAAGGAGGUGGCAAUUAUUCGUCAUCCACGUGUUGGUGAAUACGCAUUUGGUUUUAUCACAUCAUCUGUCACCCUUCAGACAGAUGAUGGAGAUGAAGAGUUAUGCAGUGUUUUUGUCCCAACAAAUCACUUAUACAUUGGCGAUAUACUAUUGGUCAACUCCAAGGAUGUCAUCAGACCAAACCUAUCUAUUCGCGAAGGCAUAGAGAUCAUUGUUUCUGGGGGAAUGACAAUGCCGCAGAGGAUCUCUCCUGCAGACAGAGGUGCGCGGCAGGGUGAAAGAAUUCCUCUCAACCGACUAGUUUAACAAUAUUGGCUUUAAAGGCUUGUUCAUGUGUAAUCAAUGUUGAAGUUUCUAUUUACUUGCAAUUACUCUCCGUUGAUGACCCGAACAGAAUUAAGUGUGUUAGUCAUAGCUGACGAUAGAUGUUGCGAAAGUGUUGUAAAAUAAUGAGUGAAUUUGAGCGAUGGGUUUGAUUUUCCCUCUUAAUAGUAUCAUCACCGGUAAUUUUCCUUUUA
Messenger RNA from Rhododendron vialii, 1437 nucleotides. Its product is annotated as protein LIKE COV 2-like. The record is from RefSeq and is a predicted model, not a curated record. The coding region runs from base 461 to 1225 and encodes 254 amino acids. Gene Ontology annotation, cellular component: Golgi apparatus. The transcript has 7 exons. Lineage: Eukaryota; Viridiplantae; Streptophyta; Magnoliopsida; Ericales; Ericaceae.